AUGAACAGCCGGAGGAGGCCAGUGAAGAAAGACAGCGAGGCCUUGGAGAUUUCCAUCCCGUUCGAUGAGACGCCCCACCUGGACCCGCAGAUCUUUUACAGCCUGAGCCCCUCUCGGGGGAACUUCGAGGAGCCGGCGGAGGCUGCUUCCCCGACAGUGGCCCUGAUGAAUGGCGUCCGGGCCCAGCUGCACCUGGCCCUGGAGAGGAACUCCUGGCUGCAGAAGCGCAUUGAGGACCUGGAGGAGGAGCGGGACUUCCUGAGGUGCCAGCUGGACAAGUUCAUUUCCUCUGCGCGACUGGAUGCAGACGACCACUGCCGGGGGAAGCCCGGGCCUCGGCGGACUGAGGGGGACGGCCGAGGGGGGACCGGGGGCGAGGCCUCAGACCCCGAGUCAGCCGCCUCCUCGCUCAGCGGGGCAUCUGAAGAAGGCAGCACCGUGGAGAGGAAGAGGCAGCGGCAGAAAGGAGGCCCAGGCCGGCGGCGCUUCGGCAAGCCCAAGGCUCGGGAGAGGCAGCGGGUGAAGGAUGCGGACGGGGUGCUCUGCCGCUACAAGAAGAUCCUGGGCACCUUCCAGAAGCUGAAGAGCAUGUCGCGGGCUUUCGAACACCACCGAGUGGACCGCAACACAGUGGCACUGACCACGCCCAUCGCGGAGCUGCUCAUCGUGGCCCCGGAGAAGCUGGCCGAGGUGGGCGAGUUUGACCCCUCCAAGGAGCGCCUGCUUGAGUACUCGCGCCGCUGCUUCCUGGCUCUGGACGAGGAGACCCUCAAAAAGGUGCAAGCCCUCAAGAAGAGCAAGCUGCUGCUUCCCAUCACGUACCGCUUCAAGCGGUGA
Molecule: messenger RNA, 837 nt
Organism: Rangifer tarandus platyrhynchus (Svalbard reindeer)
Lineage: Eukaryota; Metazoa; Chordata; Mammalia; Artiodactyla; Cervidae
Source: the annotation of a GenBank genome assembly